AUCAGUGACGUUACGAUACGCGGCAAAGACAAAACGGAAAUACAAUUCUUUUCAUAUUUUGUAACUUUUUCAAUGAAAAUUAACUACUAAAAGAAUCUUGUAUCUUUUCCAUUAUCUUUUACAUAUGUAUAUUAAAAAUUAAAAUUUUAAGCAAAUCCUGUUUAAUCCAUAAUAGAAUCUUUUUUAGUGAAGCGUAUCGUUAGCUAUAAAUUUACACGUAUUUUAAAGUUUGUUGGUAAACACAACAUCUAAAUCAAAUGUAACGUUUUUUGUCCCGAAAUAGUAUAGGAUUUACAUUCCAUCCCUUAGUAAGCAGUCAGCAAUCAUAAAGAAAAGUUGAAAUGAUGGAAAGUUGGGAUCGUGAAUCAAACUCUAGUACAGAGUACUAUGAUGCAAUUGAAUUUCAAGAAGAGCAUAGCCCAAUAAACAAAUUCGGAAAAAGACGAAGUACAUCGUUACCGAACAUAAAUUUACAAGAGGAAGAAACACUGGAAGUUUCACCUAGAAUCGAUACGAAACCCAUAAGACCAGUUGCCGUUUUAAAGCAAUUAUAUACGUAUUCUGCAAUUAAAUCAAAUAUAAAGCGGUCAGCGUCAUUAGUAAAUAAAACGAGAAGAAAACUAAAGCCAUUUAUAACUAUAACACCUGCGACGCCAUUGUAAAUGUUAAAUUAAAAAGUGAGGAAAUAAUCUCUUUGCACGAAGUACCAAGCAGUUCCUUUACAUUAUGAGACAAAGGCGUCACAGACAUAACUAAUUUUCAUUUCUUCUAUCAUGAUACGUUAAACAUUGGCAAUAUAUACUUUGACGCUGGAAAGCGUUAUCGUCAAAUUAAACUGACGAACGAACGAAUUCGCCAAUGAGAGAGGACAUAAUAAGCUACUUACGUAAAUGGGAACCGUGAAUUUUAACAUGAAGGUGAAUUCCGUUUACGCGCUAGAAUGGCGCACGCGCAUUCUAUAUUGCGUAUAGGAAAUACGUAAGUACGUAGGGAGAGAGAGAGAGAGAGAGAGAGAAUGGGGAGGAAAAUCGAGAAGAGUAGCUGGAACGUCGAUGAACGAACCACCCCCGCGUGGUGGUCUCUUUUGGCGCGUGGGUGCUUCCAAGGUCAUCGCAAGAGCGAAACUGCUACGACGCCUUCGUCGCGACGCCCGCGCAUAAAGCGUGGGUGGAGACUAUAUACGCGUGUACUUAUGUAUAGCUAGCGCUACACGCCGUUUCAAUUCAUCGAACUGGUCCAUUCACGAAAAGUUUCAACUAUCCUAUCCUCGAAAAUUCAUGACACAACGAACGUUACAGCAGCCUUGGCCGAUCGAAACUUCCAAAUUUCUCUCAUAAUAAAUUUUGAGAUAUAUCGGACCUCGGUGCGAAAAAAAGCUCCCAACUUUCCUUCUGGAAAGUUGGCUACAUCGUGGUUUACUACAGUGUCUGUUGAUGGAAAGUUUGACGCUUCGAGAAAAAUUCGUUCCACCGAAUUUCGUCAUGGUGGUCAUUGGUGCAAAGUUUUGGGCAAAGAAAGGAAAGGUUACUCUAUAACGUAGAAUUUUACAUGAAAACUUUCGUUUCAAAGAUUCAAUCUUAUCGGUCGAUAAGCUGUUUAUAAAUGUAGCUAUCUGAUUGAAAAAAAUGUAUUUUUUUAUAUUUUUAAUAUUAUUAGAAUAUUUCAUAUACUUUGAACAUUUGUACUUUCCUGCAGAUUUCAAAAUUAUUAAAUAU
Molecule: messenger RNA, 1715 nt
Organism: Bombus impatiens (common eastern bumble bee)
Lineage: Eukaryota; Metazoa; Arthropoda; Insecta; Hymenoptera; Apidae
Exons: 5
Coding region: 342-662 (106 amino acids)
Source: RefSeq, a predicted model, not a curated record